This is a messenger RNA of Ostreobium quekettii, 519 nucleotides long. NCBI's taxonomy places the organism in Eukaryota, Viridiplantae, Chlorophyta, Ulvophyceae, Bryopsidales, Ostreobiaceae. The record is from the annotation of a GenBank genome assembly.
AUGGCGAACCCAGUCGUCUUCUUUGACAUUGAGGCCGGUGGUUCCCCGCUUGGGCGCAUAGAGAUGGAGCUCUUUGCCGAUCAGGUCCCCAAAACGGCCGAGAACUUCCGCGCCCUGUGCACAGGCGAGAAGGGCGUUGGAAGGCUGGGCAAGCCCCUGCACUACAAGGGCAGCACCUUCCACCGGGUCAUCCAGGACUUCAUGUGCCAGGGUGGCGACUUCACGUCUGGAGACGGCCGUGGUGGCGAGUCGAUCUACGGCGAAAAGUUCGCGGACGAGAACUUCCGCCUGACCCACAGCACCCCAGGAAUGCUGUCAAUGGCUAACGCAGGUCCCAACACCAACGGGUCCCAGUUCUUUCUGACCACCGUGAAAACGCCAUGGCUGGAUGGCAAGCAUGUCGUCUUCGGCAAGGUUGUCAAUGGAUAUGAUGUUGUGAAGAAGGUUGAGAGCUACGGUAGCUCCAGCGGGGCAACCAAGAAGAAGAUCGUUGUUGCCGAUUGUGGCCAACUUCGAUGA